Telopea speciosissima is the source of this 1264-nucleotide messenger RNA. Its product is annotated as bifunctional protein FolD 1, mitochondrial. Gene Ontology annotation, molecular function: methenyltetrahydrofolate cyclohydrolase activity; methylenetetrahydrofolate dehydrogenase (NADP+) activity. NCBI's taxonomy places the organism in Eukaryota, Viridiplantae, Streptophyta, Magnoliopsida, Proteales, Proteaceae. The record is from RefSeq and is a predicted model, not a curated record. Gene Ontology annotation, cellular component: cytosol. The coding region runs from base 49 to 1128 and encodes 359 amino acids. The transcript has 5 exons. Gene Ontology annotation, biological process: tetrahydrofolate interconversion.
GGAAGCAAGUAAAUUGAGGAGGAAGAGGAGAGGAAGAAUCAAAAAAAGAUGCAGGGAAUGGUGGUAGGGCGACUGUUAAGAAAGAAGCCCUUUUCUUCAUCAACAGCAUUAAAAUCAAGGGCAUUCCGAGUCACCAAAGCUCCUUCCCUCCUCGACCUAGACCUCCCUGACAUUUGGUCUUCCAAUCCAACUGAGACGACAAACCAUCAUCUUCCACUCCGGCGGAACGGCGAAGGUAGUGAUCAGAUUGCUGCAGUGAUUGAUGGGAAGUCAAUUGCAGACGAGAUAAGAUCAGGAAUAGCUGGUGAAGUAAGAAGAAUGAAGCACUCCAUUGGAAAGGUUCCUGGGUUGGCUGUUGUUUUGGUUGGUCAAAGAAGGGACUCUCAGACUUAUGUCCGUAACAAAAUAACAGCUUGUGAGGAAGUUGGGAUCACGUCUCUCUUAGAAGAACUUUCUGAUGACUGUGGGGAAGAUGAAGUUCUCAAUGCCGUGCUAAACUUUAAUGACAAUCCAUCAGUUCAUGGAAUUCUUGUGCAACUUCCUCUACCUCAACAUAUGGACGAGGAGAAAAUUUUGAAUGCAGUGAGCCUAGAAAAAGAUGUGGAUGGUUUCCAUCCCCUGAAUAUUGGGAAUCUUGCCAUGAGGGGAAGGGAGCCUCUGUUCAUCCCUUGCACUCCAAAAGGUUGCAUUGAGUUGUUGGUGAGGUCUGGUGUGGAAAUCAUGGGGAAGAAAGCUGCAGUGAUCGGGAGGAGUAAUGUUGUUGGAUUACCUAUUUCUUUGCUACUGCAGAGGCACCAUGCAACAGUUACUCUUUUACAUGCUUUCACAAAGAAUCCUGAAGAGAUUACUCGGGAGGCCGACAUUGUGGUCUCUGCUGUAGGGGUGGCCAACCUAGUCCGAGGCAGUUGGCUAAAGCCAGGAGCAGUUGUUAUUGAUGUGGGCACAAACCCAGUUGAGGACCACGAUAGUGAGCAUGGUUACCGGCUUGCAGGAGAUGUUUGCUAUGAUGAAGCAGUGAAGGUGGUGUCUGCUAUUACCCCUGUACCUGGAGGAGUGGGACCCAUGACAAUUGCGAUGCUACUUGGCAACACUCUUGAUUCUGCCAAACGCACAUACGUAUUUGGUUAGCCUCUUAUUGACUGCUCUAGAGAGUUUUUGGAGUUGUCUGAUACUCUGAAAUUUUCAGUUUGGGUAGGUUUCACCCAUCCUGUCACUACAAUUGUAACUAUAUUCUCUCCUUUGAACAUCCAAUUUAAAUCUCUUC